This is a messenger RNA of Patiria miniata (bat star), 5041 nucleotides long. It is a transcript of the gene vps9d1, whose product is annotated as VPS9 domain-containing protein 1-like. Gene Ontology annotation, cellular component: endocytic vesicle; cytosol. Gene Ontology annotation, molecular function: guanyl-nucleotide exchange factor activity; small GTPase binding. Bases 384 to 3110 code for a protein of 908 amino acids. The transcript is spliced from 15 exons. The record is from RefSeq and is a predicted model, not a curated record. NCBI's taxonomy places the organism in Eukaryota, Metazoa, Echinodermata, Asteroidea, Valvatida, Asterinidae. Gene Ontology annotation, biological process: vesicle-mediated transport.
GAAAUCCUACACAUGCGAGAAUUUAUCUCAGUUAGUUUGGACAUUGAAAGUCUCGCAAUUCGCAAAAUGUUCCGAGGAAAGGGACUAAACCGAGGCUGUAGACAGAGCCAAGGUUUAAAUAACGGUUCAUGCACGACUGUUAACAUAAACAGCGCCACCAACCUUGCAAUAUGGAGUAAAGUGUAAACACCUCAGCCCGGUCAUGUGUCAACCAAAAACGAAACUAUAAUUUCCUGAAAUUCUCAGUAAUCAUCCCCGCAUCUUCACAAAACAUCAGUUCAUUAACGUGGAAGUCGAUGGCCGAUGCAGUUUUUGUGUUGAAAUAGCUCUUUGUAUGCUGCUGAUCAUCCGUCAGUCCAGUUUUCAGUGAAGACACAAGCAGCAUGGAAGGAAGCUUACACACAGCAAUGAAGGCUGUUGGCCAGGCUAUCCAACUGGAUGGUGCUGGCGACAACAAGGAGGCAUAUUACAGAUACUUGGCUUGCAUCCAAUACAUUUCACAAACAGUACUGGAAGACUCUAAAAGUCAAGGUUACCAAGGGCCAAUCAAGACCAAAGGUACUGCCAAAAUGCUGAAGUUGGCCCAGCAGUGCAUGGAUCGUGUGACUGCAAUCAUGGAAAACACAGAGGAAGGCGAUGCUUCUCAUCUGACCCCACCACCUGGUGACCAAUCAGGUCGCUUUAGUCCAUCCAUUAGGAGCUUUACCUCCUCUCCCGUGCCAUCUGAGCAGCCUACCAAGGCCUACGAGCCACUGCCUACAAUUGGCACAGCUCCUAAGCCUACUGAGCUACCAUCAGCCGGUGCUUGCCAGGUGGUAACUCCAACAGCUUCACUGCCUGUUCCUGUUGGCUAUACCAGACCUCAAACAGCCAGGAAGGAUAAGUUGACGCCGUUGGAGGCAGCAUAUCUAGAAAACCGACGUUUGAUAAACUCCUACAAAGCUAGACUGGUUCAAUUGAUGGAAACAAACAAGGGCAAAGGUCAACUUAACAAGACGACAAUGAAUUUGACACUCCAGCGGAGGUUAAUGGAAAACAUGGCCAUCGCUAGAGCAAGGGAAGCUGCUCUGGCUAAGAAGAUCCAGGAGCGGCACCAGCGCUUGCAGGAGGAAGCAGCACGGAGAUUCUCUACCACCGGGGAACCAACGAGGGCUGAGAUUGAACUCCGACAGAUGUAUGCCAGCGUUAUGGAGUUUGAAAGUAACGAGAGCUGGUUGUUGGAGUGGCGACACAAGCUACAAAAGUCGCCCCGAGACCUACAGUUCAUCCAUGCUCUGAUUGGUCACAUCUUAGCCUGCCCCGCCCACCCUUUCACCCAGCUACUCAAGAAGUUUCAGUUUACCGUCUACCAAACCCUGCUGCCGCUGGUGCAGAAGGACACUGACACACUGGAGCAGAUCAAAGUGCCUUACAAGACAGUGGAGCCUCUGAAGCUGGCUGGCUCUGAGCGGAAAGUUAUUCCCCCUAACGGUUUUGCAAACCCCGGAGACCUGAUGGACAAGAGUCUUGAUGAGGACCUGAUGCGUCGACUCCAUGCUCUGAGGAACUCUAGCGAUGAUGAGAAGAGGGAGUCCCUGUAUGGUGACAUGCUUGCCUCCUCCUCAUCCCUGAAUGAAGAUGAAGAAGAUGAUUUGUGGGAUGAGCUAAAUGAUGGUGAUAACACAUUAGAGGAUGGCAUCGGGGCGGAGUUAGAGGAUGCCAGAGAAGGGGGUGGGAUUGCAUCGAACUUGGACAAUGCCUCCAUCAAGAGCAAAGUGUCUGUUGAAGUUGAGCUGUGUGACGACCGGGAUGACUCUCAGGUCAGUCAUCACAGCGACGGAAAUGGAAACAACGAUGAGGAGAAUCUUGGAGAUGCAACUGUUAGCAAUCAGGAACACUCUGUUGAUGAAUGCGGGGAUCAGGGAAAAGGAGGAGAGAAUGGUGUAUCGCAGGAGGAGGAAGAAGCUAGAAUACUGGCUGCAGAGAUAGAGGAGGAGCUUGGAGAUGAUGAUGGUGAGGAUGUCGUCAGGCAGAUGAAGAGAAUCAGCGCUGAGGUCAAGGAAGAUCUCCAGGAGGCACUGGCAGAAGGGGAAGAACUGAGAAUGGAAUUGGAAAAACAGAUUGCACAGGACACAGCUCAGGGAGCAAUCCCUCAGAAUGGAGAAGAUAGCACUGAAGAGACAGCUGACAAGUCUCAAGAUGAUCUGGAUAGAAACUCAGAUGAUGGAGAAGUUGACCAAAUAUCAUUGACUCCAUCCUGUGAAGGUGAAAAAGUAAGCGGUGGUGAACCUGAAGAAGCAGAAAGCAAUGGUAACAGAUCCGAUUCUGAAACCAGCCCCAAGCAGAGAACUCUGGACGAUUCUGAGCAAACAGAUGACAGGAGUCAAGGAGGAGAGAAGGAAAGACAAGAGGUCAGGGAGGCAAAGCAGAUGAGCAAGGAGGAGGAGGAACAGCAGAGGAUUGCCAAGCUACAAGAGGAUGCCUUACAGAGGCAUCUCAAGCACAUCUCCAAGGAUAUCCAGUCUUAUCUAGAUAGACUGCAAUCCCUAUUGGUUGCUAUCUAUGAGGAGCUGGAUUCAGCCGUAGCCAAAGAGCAGUGCAUCGCUGUCAUUGAGAAACAUUUCUUCCAUCUCAUAUGGCAGCCACUUCUUACCCUCUUCAGGCGAGCCAACCUGCAUAGAGAAAUCUCUGCCGCCACAGCCAUGACCAAAUACCAACACGCCCGGCCAGAGAAUAUCGGCAUUAUCAAGAAACUCUGCCUAGAUGACGAGAGUGACCGCUACCCAUACCAGCUAGCUGUGGAAGAACUCAGGAGAAUCAGUGGUUACUUCAGCCCACUUGAGAAGCUUGAAUGUGUAGUGAAAGCUUCUCGUGCUAUCGUUACCUGUGUAGGCGACUAUUAUGAAGCUCAAGGAAGAUCAAGGGAAAACACAGAGAAUGCUGUGGGUUGUGAUGAUUUGUUGCCCAUCUUGAGCUAUGUGGUCAUCAAGUCAGCCCUGCCGCACAUCGUAUCUGAGUGUAGCAUCAUGGAGGAGUUUAUACACGAGGGGUAUCUGUUUGGGGAGGAAGGAUACUGCUUGACGACACUACAGACGUCGUUGGGAUAUGUUCUCAAGCUUGCUGAAGACUGAUAAUACAAUACGUGGAUGACCAUAGCGCAGACUGAUGUACCCUGUGUAUUGACCAUCAUUACUGGGUGGCAUGUGAUAGGUUUGUCCAUUAGCCUAUAGAUCCUUAAUAUAGCAGCCAUGUUUGAGGUGAGUGCUUUUGUCCAACAGGGAUACACAUGAGUAAGAUCUCUAGCGCAUUCAUUGUUAAUGAAUUGAAAAAACAAAACUCCAAAUGACUGCUGUCUGCAAAAGGAUCUUUAUGAAGCGAUUUUUUUCAAGCAUAGUUUGUGGUCAAUAUCCAGAGUUACAUUGUACACCUAACUCUAUCUCUGUUACUGCUGAAGGAGAAUUUGUGUAAGGAGUCCAAAUUGAAAUUCUACAGGGUGAGUCGAAAGAAAUUGUGCUGGAUUAAUGAUUUUUUUCCCCUGAAAAAAAAAACAAUUAAAUUUGACGCACCCACCAAUGAAGUAUGUCUUAAACGGGCAUGUUCUUUCACUCAUGUGAAAAAAAAGAAUGACUGAAAAUUGAUCUAUGCUAACAGAUGUUAUGCAUAUUUUACCAUGCAGAACCCAUUUUUUUACAGCUGUAUGCUUAAUGCUUUGACGCUAUUGAGCUGAAUGAGAACAAGAGAUUACACACAGGCAUUCAAAUACAAUUGACAUUUUAAUAAUUUGAAUUAAGACUGAAACAUUUUUUUUACUGUCAGAAUUUUUGUUUUGUAUAUAUGAGGAACAUAUCAAGUCUGUUUCUGAAAUGAUGAUGGUGCUUUUUGUCUGUUUUCCUUUGCAAGUUUGGCUCGUUAUUUAAAGGGUAUUCAUCAAUGCGUAUCGGUAAUUGAUCAGUGGUGGACAGCUCAAUUUUGUGAUAUUUCUAUUAAUAUAGAAAUAACUUGUGCAUAAAUUAUGCAAAUUAUGCAAAACUUUCACAGUUACUAGUCAAUAGCAUGACAUCUUUAUGAAAUGGAGUGAGUCACAUGUUUUUUUAAAUAUUUUUUUCUAACUCGGUCUCUUUCUUUAAGACUCGGUGUACAUGGACAUAAUUUUGUCAAUCAUGUAUAUACAGUUCCUUUUAAAUAUAAAUGGAACGGGAUUUUCUUUUUAAAAAAGGGAGUUGUGGUUUAGAAACAGCUGUCCGAAUUUACAUUUAAAAAUCCACUAUUUCAACGUGGAUGAAAUCCUGAAAUUUAACAAAUUACAACAGGAUUGUAAGCUUUUUAUUCCACUUAGAAAGGGCUGUGGUUUUAAAUAUAAACUACUCCAAUUAUGAUGGUAAAUUUGGUGAUGUUUUUUCACCUUGAAAUAAUGCAGAUCAGGAUAUAAAAUCUUGCCAAUGUUUCGUAUGAGUUACGAGAAUUAUUUGUUAUCAAAUUAUAGAAUUCAAAUUCAGUCUUAAGCAACUCAACAAGAUGUAAUUCAAGUGUAAUCAUGUUUGUAAACUUUAUCAUUUAAUUUAUUUUGAAAUACAAAAGCGGCUUACAUAUAUUCAUAUUUUGAAGAAAAAAAUCAAAGAUUUAUGCGCAUGCCACAAAUGGUUUAAAAAUAGGAAUGCUUUCUUGUCAGACUAACCUCUUCCAGAAAACGAUGUCGAUGAGAAUUCCAAAUCAUAACCUUAAACCUUUUGUAUGUAAUGUAAAUUCAUGAUCAUUGUAUGCGGGAAAUCAAUAAGCACUUUCACGAUAAUAUGCGCCAUCUUGUUCACAGAGCAAAAAGAAUACUGAGCACAUAUUGGAAUGACGCAUGAUGACUUGGAAGUGCAAAAGCUUUCGAUUGAUAUGCGUACUCGUGUUCUUUUUGCCCCAUCAACAAGAUUACUGUGAAAGUGCUUAUUGAAUUGUUUAAUGUUUUUUUCUCUGUAUAAAGUUCUUUGAAAAUUCAUUGAAUUUUUUGUCUUUUUCUCUAAAACUGAUUGCAAUAAAUGAAAUAUCCUGUGGAGAUGAAAGUCUCUACAAUAGA